GACACCCAAUCAUUGACCCCUUUUCCUUUCACGCCACUUCCCCAUCGGGACUCUAUGACGAUUCAACUCAUGACUCGUAGUACAUACCGAAAGUAUAACCCCGGUCUUCUUUCAAUAAACAUCUCAUAUUUCCUCUUCCUCUUCACCUUCGAGCUGCCUAUAUGCGGUAUAUACUAGCCUUGACUAUGCAGAUAAGUAUGACAUCUCAAUAAUAGGAACCGAGAAGACAUCGGGAUGUUUGUCUAGCCAAUGCAUUUGACUCCCUGUGCAGGCCUGUCAAACAGUAUCCUCAGUUGCAUUUCUUUUUUCCGUCAAAAGCUUCAAACUCCCCAGCUCCUGCACCAGUCUAUGUACGUACGACUGGUUCGCACUUGAAAUCAAUCUGUCGUUGGCGCCUCCAAUGAUCUUCAGAUGUAUGGCUGUCGCCGUUUUGAAAGGGCUCCGACUCCUAUCACCCAAAAGCGGAUAUUCAGCAUCGCCAUGGCCGAUGCGACGUCCGAAUUAUGGACGAUCAUCACCCGCACGUAGCCUCCACGUGGGUGAAAUUCCAAAGAUGAAUUUCCCAUCUUCCGAUGUGCUAGACGGGUUGUGGCUAUCACAAGCUGAAGGGUACGUUAUAGUAGCCUUUCUCACGCUUUGGACUUGGGAACUCCUCAUAUCCUUUGCAGAUGAUGUGGAAAUGUUCACCGGACGGAGAUUCGCUUUAUACGAUACAGUAUAUGUCUUGGCUCGGAUGGCAACUGGGGGAUUGCUCAUGUCAACUCUGGGAUUCUUAGCACAAUCUGGAACCGGUUGCGAACCAGUUCUAAAAGCUGUCGGCUGGUUCGAAGCCUUUUCUCUGAUUUUGAAUUCGCUUCUCUUUCUUUUCCGAGCAUUAGCUGUAUUUUCUUUAUCACCAAAGAUCAAGGCGCUCUUCAGCUUUCUGUGGCUGAUAACGCUUACGGCGUUAACUAUCCCGUUCAGUUCCACCCUUAAUAUCGGACCCGUUUGCAAUAUUGACGAUGUCAAGCCGUUCAUAUCAGUAUCCUUCGCCCUGGUUACAACAUUUGACACCGCCGUCUUCGUCGCAAUAUCCUUAGAGGUGCUUAGAUAUAACUUGGUAGAUACGAGAAGAAAGGGCUUCAUCUCUUUCGUUUGUGGCCAGGGAUUGGGUCAAGUGUCGAGGGCACUACUGCUGACGGGACAGUUGUAUUACUUGACAAUGAUUCCAGUGAACACAAUGGCUUUAAUCGUCAUUCUUUCGUCGAAAUCUACGUUUCCUCCCAUGUUUAAGGCUGGGUUUAUGCUUGCCGCUUUUGCCACGCAGAACAUCAUGGCCUCCAAAGUGUUUCGUCUACUCAGACUUGGUCGUCUCCAAGAAAAUGCCUCGCUGCUCCACACGUCUCAGGAUGAAAGGACGCAGAGUAUCCGUUUCGCUCACCAAAGCGAACAUGUAUGUUCUGGCGACUUUGUGUCGUCCGUGGUGGAAGGAGGCAUAAAUGCCUCCAUGACCGCUGAACAUGCACAAGCGAGCACAGAGCACGUGGUUGAUCCCGACAACGAACCAGGAGGGACAAGCGGAAUGUUCACAAUCACUCAGUCCACUGCCUAGCAGCCUUUCACUUCGUUCUCAUCAUGGUUGAAAGGUCGGUCAACUAAGAUUCCUCGUUGGAAAAGACCGCUGGCAUUGCUUACACUUAACCUUUUUGUAGCAUUUUGAUCUCGCCGUCGGUAUACUGUAUAUUGCCUUUAUCUUAACGAUCUCGCAUAAUCAGAAUAAUUUAUCAGUAUAAACCACACUUGCUUCAUGCGAGGCUUUUGCAUUGAUCCAAUCUGACCGGCAGCGCAAAAAAAAAUAUUAUUCUUAGGCACGUUAUAAACCUGGCUCAAAUCAUGAUACGUCACAUUGUAUGUACCGAAUUUCCUACCUCUUGACUGGGAUCGCUCCGUACGUCACUCCUCUUCACGUUCGCAAAACCAAUUACUGGAUCAUAUUUGC
This is a messenger RNA of Somion occarium, 1978 nucleotides long. The record is from the annotation of a GenBank genome assembly. Lineage: Eukaryota; Fungi; Basidiomycota; Agaricomycetes; Polyporales; Cerrenaceae.